Messenger RNA from Plasmodium gonderi, 786 nucleotides. Its product is annotated as variable surface protein. The transcript is spliced from 2 exons. The annotation marks the transcript as partial. The record is from RefSeq and is a predicted model, not a curated record. NCBI's taxonomy places the organism in Eukaryota, Apicomplexa, Aconoidasida, Haemosporida, Plasmodiidae.
UGUACUUAUGAUAAUUAUGAUUAUUAUAAUAUCACUUUUGAAGAUUUUAGGAAUAUUAAGAAAUUAUUUGACUUUUCGAAGGAUUAUGAUAUGCUUAAAGAAUAUAUUAGUAAAGGUAAUAGGUUUUGUAAUAAGGAUUUUUACGAUUAUGUAAUUCCAUAUAUCAUAACAUAUAACUUGUUCAAAAGCCAGUGUAAAAAUGGAAACAGGGGGGAAGCGACUUGUAGUGCUUUUUAUAAUUAUUUUAAUGAUAAGACUGAAGAAGACUUAUCUCAAUGGACAUUCACUUUAGAUAAAAGAAAUACUAAUAAUGUAACCCAAAAGGAAGCACACGGAAGAGUAUCACAGCCAAAUGUACAAGGAAUAAACAUAGUAGAGGAACAUAAAAGCGAAAAGAUAUUAGGUCAUGAAAUAAAUACAAACCCAUACAUAUAUCAAAGCGUAUACGAAAGUACAGAAAUAAAACAUUUAAAUGAUCAACAAUCAGAGGAUUUUUAUUCGGUACAUAGGACACAAGAAUUGAGAGCCCAUAUUGAUAUGUCAGUUAGUCCUUCAGGUUCAACCUCAAAAAGUUUGGUAAUUCCUCCAUUAGCCAUAGGAAUUACAGUUUUUUCUAUUAUAUUGUGCAAAUUUACUCCAAUAGGAUAUUGGUUAAAAAAAGCCUUAGUAGGAAAAUCUAAAACAAAACGUAAUAUUAUAAUGGAUAGUAAUAUAGAAGUGGAUUAUUCGAUGUAUAAAAAUUUAGAAUCACCGAGAAGAUUUAAUUUAUCAUACAGAAAUAUAUAA